This is a messenger RNA of Piliocolobus tephrosceles (Ugandan red Colobus), 1443 nucleotides long. RefSeq lists its product as uncharacterized. Lineage: Eukaryota; Metazoa; Chordata; Mammalia; Primates; Cercopithecidae. The record is from RefSeq and is a predicted model, not a curated record. The transcript is spliced from 7 exons. The coding region runs from base 1 to 1443 and encodes 480 amino acids.
AUGUCAAAAGCACUGAUGUUACUCAAAGGAAAUGUUAAGGAGCUAAGACUCACUCCAAGGUCCUUCAAAAGCCUGGCCAAUCCUGUGAGUGUCGCGUGGCCUUCAUGUCGCAGCCUGCAUCCUGACAGGCCCUACUCAGGACCUGCUAACAAUCCCCUAGAGCAGCUCAGAACGAUUUGCUUGAUUUUGACUGAACACCAGAGGGCAGUGCAGGUGGACACCACGAGCAUCGCUGUCAACACACAGGGGCGUGUGGGCACAGGGAUCCUGCACUGCCAGGCGAAGCUCCCUUCUCUGCUCCCAAGCAAUCUCUUUCUCUCCUCCGAAGCACAGCCACAUACUCUAGGUCCUAAACUCUGGGGUGCACUAACGACCAAGAGGUGCAUGAGCACCAAAUGCCUCCAUUACGUGAGUAAUGAGUGCUUUCAUAUAUCGAUAUCCCCUGUUUUUCUGUUGGUCGAGUUUCCAGGAACAUUCACUGUUUGGGGAGGAGUAAAGACUCAUGUAAAGGUCAUGUUAUGUCUCUUCAUCUUCCAUCCUUCAGAGAUUACUGGUGGCCAGAACACCUAUGUGGGAGAGUGGGAGAGCGCCUGGCGGAGCUGGGGCGCCUGUCCCGCUCGCUCGCCUCUUGACUCGCGUGGCCGCCGACCGCCUCCCGCGCCUAGUGUCCGGGACGUCUCGCGCCUGCCGCCUCCGAGCCUGGGGCGGCGCCGCGCGGCCCCGAGCGCUCCAGGAAGCUGCGGUGCGAGUCCGCGGGGCCGACCUCGGAGAAGCCUGGGGCCCGGCGCUGCUAGGCGGGAGCGUCUGCAGCGGGGAGGAGAGGCUGCGGCUUCUCCCCGACGGGCGGGGCUGCCAGUGCGUGGGGAAGAGAGCCGGGCACUGGAGAGGGGAGAGAGAAGCGUCGGAGCCGCGCAGGGGACGGGAGUGAGAGCAGGAGCGACGCAGAGCGGCCAUCGCCGUGCCCGGGUCGCAGGGCGCCUGGCCAAAGUGAGCAUGGCUUCGGCGGCCUGGGCCGUCCUCCAGGUGCUGCUCCUUCUCCCCACUCACGCUUGGAGCCCCGUAGGAGCAGGAAGGCCACCUGACUGUGAUGCCCCACUGGCCUCUGCCUUGCCUAGGUCAUCCUUCAGCAGCUCCUCAGAGCUGUCCAGCAGCCACGGCCCUGGGUUUUCGAGGCUCAAUCGAAGAGAUGGAGCUGGUGGCUGGACCCCACUUGUGUCAAAUAAAUACCAAUGGCUGCAAAUUGACCUUGGAGAGAGAAUGGAGGUCACUGCUGUGGCCACCCAAGGAGGAUAUGGGAGCUCUGACUGGGUGACCAGCUACCUCCUGAUGUUCAGUGAUGGUGGGAGAAACUGGAAACAGUAUCGCCGAGAAGAAAGCAUCUGGAAUAAUAAGACUCCUAAGGUUAAUGUUUUUAGUCUGAUGUUACUGAUCCAGUCCCGUUAG